GAUGAAACAAUGCGUAUGCGAUUUUUCAAAUUAUUCAAUGCGCGAAUAGCAAAGAAAAUUUACGAGCGUUUAUAUCACAUAUUGGCGCUGGAGGACUGGGCCCAGUUCCAGCAUCACUUUUUCAUCAAGCACUGUAUUAAUCUGUUGCUGUGGUCAGUUAUUGAGGAGAAUAAGGAGAAAAAAAGCAACGAAGUGAUCCAAACAGCGCUGCUGAACUGUGCCACAUUUUGGCGCACAUAUGAGACGGUUUUUGACCUGGAAACGUUGCGUCGAAAUCAUCCAGGUGCAAAUGAUAACGAUGAUCAGGUGCUGUGGGACCAAGAUAUGGAUGAAACUAAACGAAGCAUUUCAUCGGAGAUUUCUGGGGAUCAGCUGAGUCAGCCGCUAAAAGCUUCUCGUCGCUUCAUCGUCCGUAGUUGUCGUCCGUUCAUCGUCGAAUCCAUUGAAAUGGUAAAAAAGAAGAAAGGAAGGGAUAAGCGCCGUCGUAACAUCUGGACGUUGUUGAUCCGACAUCUUCCUUUGUUGAAGCGAAAGUGCAUGAAAAGGACAGUGCCGCGCGGAAAGAAAUAG
Molecule: messenger RNA, 570 nt
Organism: Gongylonema pulchrum
Lineage: Eukaryota; Metazoa; Nematoda; Chromadorea; Rhabditida; Gongylonematidae
Source: the annotation of a GenBank genome assembly